Lactuca saligna is the source of this 1149-nucleotide messenger RNA. The record is from the annotation of a GenBank genome assembly. NCBI's taxonomy places the organism in Eukaryota, Viridiplantae, Streptophyta, Magnoliopsida, Asterales, Asteraceae.
AUGGAAGAGGCCCCAGAACUAUUGGUGAUAUAUCACACACUUAAUUUGUCUACUCUUAAAGCUGAUUUGGAGGGUAUCGCCGUGAACACGAAUCAGUCUUUGUUAGGUCAGUUACUGAUGCACGCCCACAAGGUGUUUGACAUAAUGUCUAUGUUAGCUUUUCACCUAGAUGAGACUAAUUUUGGCUACCUUUCAUGUCGAUAUGCACCAAAAGGACUCAAGAACAAGAUAAUUGAACUACAAGACUUGGAAUUUAGGUUCAGUUUUACUACUAAAUCAAUGUUUAUUUGUGAUGGCUGGUUAGCAGCUAUUCAACUUGUUAACAAGCUCAUCAAAGAUGGUUUGACAACCAAAGCAGGAACUCUAUUUGUCAUGUUAUUGAAGCUGGGAACACAAGUUCUUUGGGUAUCACAUCUGCAGCUUCAGCUGAAUCUUGAAAGUUCCAUGGUCUGUAAUCCAAGUGGUCUAGAUACUGAAGAACCACUACCAGUAGCAGUUUUCGACUUGACAACCUGUGAAUUGGGUUCUCUUAUAACCCACGUACUGAAGAACCACUCCCGAUCAGCAGCCUCCCCACCUCCUGCUAUUGGUUUACAAAAUCCUUACAAUCCACGUACUUCUCAUGUGAUUAGCAUGAUCACCAGAAAGGACUUGAUAUUUGAGGACUCAACAACACCUGAGUCUGAUCAAGGUCAGAUUGCUGCCCAAGAUACUGCAGAGACAUCUUAUGGUUUAGCUGUGGUGACAUUUGGUACUGCUGUUCCAGCUGGCCAAUUUGUUCCAGGUAUAAUGAUUGGAUCUACAUAUGGACACCUUGUUGGCAGGUUUGUUGUUAGACUCUAUGAAAAGCUCAACAUUGAAAAAGGAAUAUAUGCUUUGCUUGGAGCUGCCUCGUUUCUAGGAGGUUCAAUGAGAAUGGCAGUCUCACUUUGUGUUAUUAUGGUUGAAAUUACAAAUAAUUUAAAUCUCUUACCUCUUAUCAUGCUUUUUCUCCUCAUAUCAAAACCGCUAUUAUGGGGACUAACAGUCACAAUGGCUUCCCUGCACAGUCUUAGCGACUUUGUGAAGCCUGUUUCUAGUAAAGGACUAUCCAUAUCUGAUAUCCAUCUAACUCUAGAUGACGAGACUCAAGCAAAAGUAAACACAUAG